Molecule: messenger RNA, 1897 nt
Organism: Oreochromis aureus
Lineage: Eukaryota; Metazoa; Chordata; Actinopteri; Cichliformes; Cichlidae
Gene: mat2al
Product: methionine adenosyltransferase II, alpha-like
Exons: 9
Coding region: 407-1579 (390 amino acids)
Biological process (GO): S-adenosylmethionine biosynthetic process
Cellular component (GO): methionine adenosyltransferase complex; cytosol
Molecular function (GO): ATP binding; methionine adenosyltransferase activity
Source: RefSeq, a predicted model, not a curated record
GCUGUGAGAUACAUGGAGUGGGGAGUGACAAGUUCAAUAUAAAAAAGAAAAUACUUAUGCGUCCCAACAGUGCCAUCUUGAGGCUGCCCGAGCUUGUAAACAUUCCUUCUUCAGCCAUCACAGCUGUUUGCAGAUCCUGAAACGGAAAUGACUUCUACGGUGUGCUGAUUUAUCAUGUUUUCCUGCGUGACUACUGAUGAAAGGUUUCAUCAGUGGCUUUCUAGAGUUUCUAAAUCCCAAUUAUCUUCAACCUUCAGAGUUAAUCAUUGCUUUAUAUAAUCGGCGUCGGCGAACAUCACAGGCUGCUUUCACUUUAUAAAGCGAUCCUACAUCGGUACGAUUGCCCUUUGCUUCAUUUCGACGCGCUGAAUUCAACUUUUCUGCAGCGACUGUUGACGAGCUGAAGAUGAACCCAAGUAGCGGAACCCGCAGCGGGAAGACUUUCCUGUUCACGUCCGAGUCUGUCGGAGAAGGACACUCCGAUAAAAUGUGCGAUCAGAUUAGUGAUGCUGUGCUCGAUGCGUACCUAAGUCAAGACCCUGACUCUAAAGUGGCCUGUGAAUGUGUGGCAAAGACUGGCAUGAUUUUACUAGUUGGAGAAGUAACAUCCAAAGCCACGGUAGACCUCCAGACAGUGGUGCGAAACACCAUUAAGAAGAUUGGCUAUGAUGACUCCUCAAAAGGCUUUGACUACAAGACCUGCAAUGUACUAGUGGCUCUGGAGCCGCAGUGUGAGGAGAUCUCAGACUGUGUGUUUGAAGGCAGGGAUCAGGAGGAUAUCGGUGCAGGGGACCAGGGCUUGAUGUUUGGCUAUGCCACAGAUGAGACUGAGGAGUGCAUGCCGUUGACCCUGCUUCUGGCUCAUAAACUCAACUACAGGAUGAAGGAGCUGUCGCGGAAUGGAGUGUGUCCUUGGAUACAGCCAGACUCCAAAUCACAGGUCACUGUGGAGUAUCGAGACAACAUGGGAGCCAUGGAGCCCCUGCGUGUCCACACUGUGGUGAUCUCAGUACAGCACAGUCCUGACAUCACCCUGGAGGAGAUCAGAUGCAACCUGAUGGAGAAGGUGGUGAAGGCUGUCAUUCCUGCCAAGUACCUAGAUGAUAACACCAUCUACCAUCUGCUGCCGAGUGGGAAAUUCCUUAUGGGGGGUCCACAGGGAGAUGCGGGACUCACAGGACGUAAAAUCAUAGUGGACACCUACGGAGGAUGGGGUGGGCAUGGAGGAGGGGCUUUCUCUGGAAAGGACUAUUCCAAAGUAGAUCGGUCUGGAGCUUAUGCAGCACGUUGGGUAGCCAAGUCACUUGUCAAGGCUGGACUGUGCAGGAGAGCUCUUGUUCAGAUCUCCUAUGCUAUUGGUGUGAGCCAUCCACUCUCCAUCUCAGUGUUUCACUACGGCACAUCUAACAGAGACGAAGAUGAGCUGCUGCAGAUCGUACAGAAGAACUUUGAUCUGAGGCCUGGAGUGAUUGUGAAAGAGCUGGGAUUGAAGAAGCCAAUUUACCAGGCCACUGCCUGCUACGGUCAUUUUGGCAGGAAGGAGUUCCCUUGGGAAAAGCCGAAGACUCUGGUGUUUUGAGUUUAGUGUUGAGUGUUUUCUAGUUGUGUCCUAGUAAAGUCCGCUUAGUGUCACAUAAUCAAUCAUGUCUAAAUUCACCUGUUUAAAUGUCUUCUCUCUGUUUAAGUGUCUCCUCAUUUCUGGCUUUAAAAUGCAAAAGCAGUGGCCACCACCUUUUAUAACAAAGAUUAAUUACUAUUUUUUUAAUUAGAAAAAAGAAACACAUUGAUGUAUUGUUGUAUGAUGGUUACUGUAAAACUGUCACUUUUAUACACACUGUCAAAAUUCUGAAUCUAUAUCUGUACUAUACAUUUAUUGAUUAAAAGGCUGCAAUAAAAA